AUGGAGGAACCGCGCGUGCACGUGGUGGGCGUGCUGGGCGAGAGGGCGUCGCUGCCGUGUGACAUGACGCCAAACACGACGGACGACGAGGUCUCCCUGGUGCUGUGGUACAAGGACGACUCGACCACGCCCAUCUACUCGUGCGACGCGCGCCGCAGCAGCCUGUCGCAGGCGCACCACGCUCCGGCGGACUGGCUCGGUCACCGGGCCUACCUGCGGCUGGGGCCUCCCGAGGAGCCCGCCGGAGGCCAGGCGGCCCUCGAGCUGUACCCGGUGCACGAGGAGGACGAGGGCCUGUACCGCUGCCGAGUGGACUUCCGCAAGGCGCGCACCAGGAACUACGAGGUCGUGCUCAAGGUCAUCUUGCCCCCUAACGAACCAAUCAUAACCGACCAGAAUGGGGAGAUCCUUCCCGAGAAAAGCAUCAUUGGGCCGUACAACGAGGGAGACCGCCUGCUGCUGGUUUGCCAAGUCGAAGGAGGCAGUCCUCCGCCGGUGGUCACGUGGUGGCGCGAGUCGUUCCUCCUGGACGACCAGUACAACGUGACCUCUCAGGGGAUCUCGAGGAACGAGCUGCUUCUUCCCUCUCUGGGCCGCAAUGACCUCAUGGCCACCUUCACCUGCUUGGCCACCAACAACAACAUCUCCUUCCCGGUGUCCGCCAGCGUCACUGUUGACCUCAACUUCCGUCCGCUCUCGGUGUGGAUCGAGGGCGAGCAGCGGCCUCUGUCGGCGGGCAAGCCUGUGACGCUGCGCUGUCUCUCGGCCGGCUCGAGGCCCCCCGCCGUGGUCGAGUGGUGGAAGGCGGGCGUGCGAAUGAACGCCACGCAAGUGAACGGCACCAGUGCUCUCACCUUCGUCCCCGUCAGCGAGGACUCGGGCAAGCAGAUCUCGUGCCGCGCCGAGAACCCACUCAUCGCCGGAAGCGCAAUCGAAGACGGCUGGAAGCUCGAAGUGCACUACGUGCCACAGCUGAACCUUCGGCUGGGCAGCAAGCUCCGGCACCAGCACAUUCAAGAGGGCAACGACGUGUUCCUCGAGUGCGACAUCCGGGCCAGUCCGUGGGUGACGGAAAUCGGCUGGCGCUUCGAAGGCCGGGACCUUUCCACGUCGGCCGGCAUCAUCGUGAGCAACCAGUCGUUGGUGCUGCAGAAGGUCAGCCGCCGAGAACGGGGCCGAUACACAUGCACGGCCACCAACGCCGAGGGCAUGGGCGAGAGCAACGCCCUCAACCUCAGGGUCCGAUUCGCGCCGCAGUGCAAGCCCGGUCAGAAGACGGUGUACGGCGCAGCGCGGCAGGAGGCGGUGCGCGUGAGCUGCGAGCUGGAGGCCGAUCCGGCGCAGGAGCUGGCCUUCCGGUGGCGCUUCAACGCGUCGCAGCAGAUGCUCGGCUCCACCAACGUCAUGAGCGACGGCACACGCAGCUGGGCCACCGUGGUGCCGCAGACGGACGAGGACUACGGAGCGCUCUUCUGCUGGGGCAAGAACGGAAUCGGCAUACAGCGCGAGCCGUGCAUCUUCACACUCAUUCAGGCCGGACCUCCGGAUGCGGUGCAGAACUGUUCGGUGCAGAACCAGACCGAGGAGUCGGUGGCAUUGGCGUGCUCGGAGAGCUACGACGGCGGCCUGCCGCAGCGCUUCCGCCUGGAGCUGCACGACACCGCAAGGCGGUUGCUGCGCGCCAACGUCAGCGCGGCCGAGGCGCCCUCGUUCGUGGCGCGCGCUCUGCCGGCCGGCACCAGCUUCGUGGCGGCCGUGUACGCCUACAACUCGCGCGGCCGCUCGCCGCCCACCGUGCUCGUGGUCAGCACGCUGCCGGCACCCGUCAGCCUCACCCGGAAAGAAGGCGUGUGGCAGCUCAACUUCAGCCCUCUACUUGCGACGCUCGUGGCUGUCAUCGGAGGCCUCGCAGUCAUCGCCAUCGCCAUAGUGAUCGUCAUGAAGUUCAGGGACCGCCCUGACAACGAUAAAGCCCAAAAACGACUCAAGAAGGACGACAAGUGUCACAUGCCACUACAAAAGGACACCGACGACGCCAACGACAUGUAUCAUGAUGAAGAAAAAUGCCCAGACAUAAUCCCAGAUGUUCGGUUGGGAAGCACGAUCGCAGGACCCGUCUUGGAGAGCAGCUUUGGCGGCGCCACGAAAUCUUGGGAACACUUCGGCCCCAUCAGCCGAGUUUCUUACCACAAGAACCCGGAAUGGGGCUCUCCAGUCCGGGAAAAGGACACCAUCUUGUUGACACCGUUGCAAGAAUACUCCGCUUACUCGGAGAACAGCAAAGACAAGUCUGAGCUGUCAGUCGGACAGCUAACGAGUUUCAAGCCACUGGGAAACUGACUGGCCACCAGGACGCCAUAGGGAGGCCAUUCUGGCCGAAGAUGCUGCAACGACAAUCUCGUUGCGAUCGGUGCUGACGUCGUCCUGUGCUACGCGAGUGCGUCAGAGGAGUGUCUUAAUUUGCUGCUGUUAGCCAGACCCGACUUCGAUAGCGCAAAAGAACAUGACAGGGUGUGGCAGCUUGGGCUAGUUGGUAUGGCAUGACGAUAGUUAUAGCGCGAGAACAAAACGA
Molecule: messenger RNA, 2572 nt
Organism: Rhipicephalus microplus (southern cattle tick)
Lineage: Eukaryota; Metazoa; Arthropoda; Arachnida; Ixodida; Ixodidae
Product: neural cell adhesion molecule 2-like
Molecular function (GO): protein binding
Source: RefSeq, a predicted model, not a curated record